AUGAUCUGCUCUAGACCCCCAUAUAAGCCCGUGUCAUGGUUUUCAUUUUCGUUCCUCUUGUGUCCCCAGGUCUCCCAGGCAGCUGCAGACCUUCAACAGUUUUGCAUGCAGAAUGCCUUACAGGACCCUCUGCUCACCGGCGUGUCCUCCAGCACCAACCCUUUCAGGCCACAGAAGGUCUGCUCCUUCUUGUGAAACCACUGCAUUCAUCGGCCUUCAUUUUGAUGCUACAGGGAAAAGUUGACCUCAACACUGCUCCUCAUGCCAAGCCAUUAUACUGCCACGGGAAUCUCUCGAGUGUAGAACACAUUGGAAUCAUGUCAGGAAGAUUACCAUCUAUUUUCAGCCACAGUAGAAGAAAGGAGACAGUUUUAUUUUUCAUGGCACAGUGUGAUUUUUGAGUAAAUAAUUGUGCCUUUUCUAUUGUUCUAUUUUAGUCAUCACUGUUCUGGACUUUUUUGUAUUUAAUGAAUAAAAAAACAUUCUUUACUA
Sebastes umbrosus (honeycomb rockfish) is the source of this 492-nucleotide messenger RNA. RefSeq names its product guanine nucleotide-binding protein G(I)/G(S)/G(O) subunit gamma-5-like. Bases 1 to 195 code for a protein of 64 amino acids. Gene Ontology annotation, molecular function: G-protein beta-subunit binding. The transcript has 3 exons. Gene Ontology annotation, biological process: G protein-coupled receptor signaling pathway. NCBI's taxonomy places the organism in Eukaryota, Metazoa, Chordata, Actinopteri, Perciformes, Sebastidae. The record is from RefSeq and is a predicted model, not a curated record. Gene Ontology annotation, cellular component: heterotrimeric G-protein complex.